GAUUGACAUUUUGACAUCUCUAUUUGAAAAGUUGUGUGUUGGAGUCUUGUUGGACAAUAUUUUUACGUCGAAAUCUUCAUAUAUCUACAAAAUAUUUACACAUUUAAUUGAAAAACUUUAUCAUGGAGUCCGAAGUAAUAAAGGAAAAGAUUCAUACAGAACCUAUGUUGAAUGAUCCUCGGUAUAUAACCUUACUGAGUGUAAUAGUCCUACUUUUUACCCUAGUGUUUUGGUGGUUCUUCUCAAGGAGGCGUCAAGUUCGUAAGUCUGUGUUGUUAAUGGGUCUCUCAGACUCUGGCAAGACACUGUUGUUUGUGAGACUUGCUUACUCUCAGUACAGACAGACAUUCACAUCUAUGAAAGAGAAUGUUGAAGAAUAUCUUACUUCCAAUGAUGCAUUGAAAAUAGUGGACUUGCCCGGUCAGGAGAGAUUGAGGAACAAAUUCUUUGACCAGUACAAGAGCAGCGCCAAGUCUAUUGUCUAUGUUGUUGACUCUGUUACCAUCCAGAAAGAGAUCAGGGAUGUUGCUGAGUACUUGUACACAAUACUGUCCGACCCAAUGGUGCAGAGCUACAGUACUCCAGUUCUGAUCCUGUGCAACAAACAGGACCAACCCUUGGCUAAGGGUGCUCAAGUCAUCAAGAGUCUGCUGGAGAAAGAAAUAAAUCUAGUCCGUGUCACGAAGUCCAGUCAACUGCAAUCCGUAGAUCCGUCUCAAGGCAACAAUUCGACGUACCUCGGCAAAAUUGGCAAGGACUUUGAGUUCUCACAUCUUAGUAACCGAGUGGAGAUUGCUGAGAGCUCAGCCAACACUGGUGAUGAUGACACGCCGGCCGACAUCAAAAGUCUGCAAGAUUGGAUCUCCAAACUUUAGUUACUUUACAACAUACUUCCUAAUUUUCGCAUGAUUUACAUUUUUUGCUUCUAAGUUGUUAGUUUUAAAAAUACUCAAGAUCAAAUAAAUAAAAAAAUCUUAUAAAAAGCAGGCCUUAUACGAAUUUCUGAACUAGUAUAAGUAAUAAAAAAAAAUAACUGUCAAGUCAAUGUCAAAAUCCUGUUUGACAGCUCAAGCAAUCACACACUACUUAAAAAAUUGGCGGGAAUCACGUAGAGAAGUACAUAGUAAUUUUAGAUAGGUGUUUAAAAUAUCGCAAUAAAAAGAAAUACUUCGUUAAUUCCAAAUUAAGUUGAGUAUUUUUGAAAAAUUCUUGUCAAUUUAUGGUUAAGUUUUUAAUUUUGUUUCUUUUUUAUCUAAUAAACUUGUUAAAAGUGUCGCUUAGUGAUGUCCACUGUACUGAAACUUUAGUAUUGCAUUUGUUACUGAUGUUAUAAAUGUUCGAAUAAUGUUAAACAGGGGUAUCCAUGUAUGUAUUCUCAAAGAAUUGUGCAUUUGAUGAUGUGAUGUAUGUAUUUUAUUAUUGUCAAGGAUUUUUUAUAAAUAAAGCUUGACUGAUUUUUUA
Molecule: messenger RNA, 1461 nt
Organism: Spodoptera frugiperda (fall armyworm)
Lineage: Eukaryota; Metazoa; Arthropoda; Insecta; Lepidoptera; Noctuidae
Gene: SrpRbeta
Product: signal recognition particle receptor subunit beta
Exons: 5
Coding region: 123-875 (250 amino acids)
Biological process (GO): protein localization to organelle; Golgi to plasma membrane protein transport; intracellular protein transport
Cellular component (GO): Golgi apparatus
Molecular function (GO): GTP binding
Source: RefSeq, a predicted model, not a curated record